CCUUGUGGCACUUUGACACCGCCCUCCGGGAUACCCGUGGCCCUUACUCACCAGGACUCUGCAUAAAGUCUUUGUAGACUCGGUUCUUACUCGGCCCUUGCUUCGGUGACUGGAGGUUAAGGGAUUGGAAGGUUGAGCAGGCCUAGAGAGAAGUGCUGCAUGGUCCCACCGCCCUGUUGCUUGUUUCAUGACGUCUGGCCCAUCACCAUGGCAUACAAAUCACGCUUCUCAUUUUGGGAACAAAAGGUUAAAGUUGAGAACAAGCCAGAUCCUGAUGUAGAUGCAAGUCAGCCACAGGCCAAUGUUAUUAAACCUGGGCAAGACACAGGAAGUGCAUCGUCAGCAGAAGACACCAAUAGUAACCCCGCCAUGGGUGGUCCAGAUUCUCCAGGGGAGGGGCAAACGUCCGGCGGGAAAAAGGUGAUGAAGGUUGUGAGAAGAGUUGUCAGGCGUGUCGUUCCGGCAGCGACAGAAGAGCAGAAUCACUUGGCUGUGUCUGAAGCUGUCAAAGCUACGGCCGCACUUAAAACUAGCAAGGCAUCAGAGGUGGACAAGGAUGACAUCUCCAUGGGGCUGACUAGCCUCAUGGGCAGAGGAAGAACCAAGGAACACCGGCCUCGCACCCGCAACCAAGACCGCAAAGAAGACAUAAAACAGGAGCUCAAGCCGGAGGAGGAUAAAGAAAAGGGAGAAGAGGAGGAGAGUGUAGCAGUAACACAGGAUGCAAUCAAGAGCACAUCACCAAAUACUGUACCACCAAAUUCAACCCCCGCGAGCUUCACACCUAAACCUGACCCUUUGGCCCCACCCGCCGGCUUCAUCCCGGCCCCCAACCAGAAUUUCUUGACUCCUCCAGUUGGUUUUAUACCCGCCAGAAAAUCCAGUCCAGUUUCCCAAAAACAGUAUCUUCUGGCAAGGCCCGCAGGUUUCAUCCCCAUCCCAAAGGCAGAUCCCCUGGCACCUCCGGCAGGGUUCAUCCCGAAACCUCGCCAAAUGGCAAUAAAGAAACCCGAGGCUCAUCCUUCAUGCAGUGAUCAGGUUCCAGAGGUCACUCCCACUGAGGCGGAUUACAUGCGUGUGAAUAGGAUCUUCACCAUCACUGGCAACGAUCGUGCGAGAGGACCCAAAUCCUCUCAGCCAAAGCUUUCUGAAGAUCCGGUGGCUAUUCUCCAAGCAUCACACUUGGCAGCAAAGGCAAAGAAUGAAACAAACAUUGAAUCGGAGAGAGCCUGGUACCAUACUGAAAAAGUAUGGCUGAUCCACAAGGAUGGCUUUUCUUUAGCAACUCUCCUGAAGACAGAAGCAGGGAGUUUGCCCGAGGGGAAGGUGAAAAUACGCCUGGACAGUGAUGGAUCUUUAUUAGACGUAGAUGAGGAUGACGUGGAGAAGGCGAACCCACCGUUGUUUGAGCGAGUGGAGGACCUGGCCUCUCUUCAGUACUUGAAUGAGUCCAGUGUUAUGCAUUCCCUGCGGCAACGCUAUGGCGGCAACCUGGUGCACACCCACGCUGGGUCCAACAUGGUGAUCAUUAACCCCAUUAGCGCGCCUUCCAUGUAUUCGGAGAAGGUGAUGCAAAUGUUUAAAGGCUGCAGAAGGGAAGACACUGCCCCUCAUAUUUACAGCAUGGCUCAGUCUGCCUAUUGGAAGCUUUUGACCACGCGCCAGGAUCAGUCUGUAAUCUUACUGGGCAAGAGCGGUAGUGGCAAGACUACAAACUGUCAACACAUUAUUCAGUACCUGGUCACCAUUGCUGGCAGCACCAACAAAACCUUCUCCACAGCGGAGAAGUGGCAGGCGGUGUACACGGUUUUAGAGGCAUUUGGCAAUGCGGCCACCUGCAUGAAUGAGAAUGCCAGCCGUUUUUCUCAUAUCGUUUCCAUGGAUUUUGACCAGUCAGGCCUGGUGACCUCUGCCUCAAUUCAGACCAUGCUCCUGGAAAAGAUGAGGGUGACAAGAAGACCUGAGGGCGAGUCCACUUUUCACGUGUUUUACUACCUAAUGGCUGGGGCUGACAGCUCCCUUAGAACGGAGCUCCAUCUCAACCACUUUGCUGAAACUAAUGCGUUUGGAAUUGUGCCUCAGACGAAGGUGGAGGAGAAGCAGCGGGCAUCCCAACAGUUUUCCAAGCUGCAAGCGGCCAUGAAGGUUCUGGGGAUCAGCGCUGAUGAGCAAAGAGCGUUGUGGCUAGUCCUAGGGGCUAUCUACCACCUGGGAGCUGCAGGGGCUACUAAAGCUGGCAGGAAACAAUUUGCGCGUCACGAGUGGGCCCAGAAGGCAGCCUACCUGCUGGGCUGUACCCUGGAGGAGCUCUCCUCCUCCAUCUUUAAGCACCAGGCCAAGGGCACCCUGCCCAGAGCCGGCAGCAUCCGCCAAACUUUGGACGAAAAUGGCACAGCGGACGCAGGAUGGAAGACUUCAGCUAUGGAGUGUUUAGAGGCCGUGGCCACUGGGCUGUACUCUGAACUCUUCACAGUCCUCAUUUGUUUAAUCAACCGGGCCUUGAAAAGCAGCCAGCUGCCCUUGUGCUCUCUCCUGAUUGUGGACACGCCGGGCUUUCAAAACCCCAGGCUGGUAAAGCAUGAGCGUGGCGCAACGUUUGAUGACCUCUCCCAUAACUACACUCAAGAGCGCCUGCAGACACUCUUCUACCAGCGUACCUUCGUGCAGGAGCUGGAAAGAUACAAGGAGGAGAACAUUGAGAUUGCCCUCGACGACACGGAACCUAACACGUCUUUUUCUGUAGCCGUGGUGGACCAAGCGUCAAGCCAAGCACUUGUGCGCAGCGGCCGAACAGAUGAGGCCCGCGGGCUCUUGUGGCUGAUGGAGGAGGAGGCUCCGCAGCCCGGGGCAUCGGAGGAAAACCUGCUGGCUCGCCUUUUUAGCUACUACGGCCCUGCUGAAGGCGAGAUCAAAGGUCACACUUUCCUUCUGAAGAGUGAAAAAGAUAAUCACUUCCUGCUGGGCCACAGUCACGGGACCGACUGGGUAGAAUAUGAUGCCCGGGGGUGGCUAAACUACGCCAAGCAAAAUCCUGCCUCAAUCAACGCUACGAGCCUCCUGCAGGAUUCCCAGAAGAAGAUCAUCAGCGCUUUGUUCAUGAGCCGAGCAGGCAGCGCCACGGUUCUGUCAGGUUCUAUCGCGGGUCUUGAGGGUGUUUCCCAGCUGUCUUUGCGACGGGUUUCGAGCAUCAGGAAGACCUCAGCUUCGGGAGUGGCUGCUAUCAAGAGAAAGUCUGUGUGCAUACAAAUAAAGCUUCAAGUGGAUGCUCUGCUGGACAUGGUGCGGAGGUCCAGAAUUCAUUUUGUACAUUGCAUAUUGCCCAAGGCGGAUGCUCUUAAGGCUCUGAGUGGAGCCUUCUUCAAAGGGGUUGAAAGUGAGGCCCAAGGGGAGGGUGCAGAUUUGGCUUUAAUGCAGCUGGAUGUACCCUUCCUCCGUGCUCAGCUGCGCGGAUCCAAGCUCCUUGACGCUCUCCGCAUCCAUAGACAAGGUUACCCCGACCACAUGGUGUUCUCUGAGUUCCGCCGACGUUUUGAUGUGCUGGCACCGCACCUCACCAAGAAGCACGGGCGGAAUUACAUUGUGAAGGACGAGCAGAGAGCUGUGGAAGAGCUACUGGAGUCUUUGGAUUUGGAGAAGAGCAGUUACUACAUGGGUGUGAGCCGGCUAUUCUUCAAAGCUGGAACCUUGGCCAAAUUGGAAGACCAGAGGGACGAGCAAACCAAGCGUCAUUUAAUCCUAUUCCAAGCUGCUUGUAGAGGUUAUCUAGCACGACAAGCUUUUAAAAAGAGAAAGAUUCAGGAUCUAGCAAUUCGUUGCAUCCAGAAGAACAUCCAGAAAAACCGCGGUGUAAAAGACUGGCCAUGGUGGAAGCUUUUCACGACUGUCCAGCCACUCAUUAAGGUGCAGCUCACUGAGGACCAGAUGCGGAGCAAAGAUGAGGAGAUCCAGAUGCACAAGUCUAAGCUGGAGAAGGUGGAGAAAGAGCGCAACGAGCUGAGACUGAACACCGAUCGACUGGAGAGCAGGAUUGCAGAUUUGUUGGCAGAACUCGCUGAUGAAAGGAGCACGAGUGAGUCAGCAUCCCAGCUGCUUGAGAACGAGACGACAGAGAGACUACGCCUGGAAAAAGACAUGAAGGAUCUGCAGGCAAAGUUUGAAACCAUGAAGAAACAAACGGAAGCACAGGAGAUGGAGUUGACGGAAGCUCGGCUCAUGAAAACUUCAGAGCUCAACGGGGAGUUGGAGGACGAUGAUGAUGCCGGGGGUGAGUGGCGCAUAAAAUACAACAGAGCCAUUCGGGAACUAGACUUCACCAAAAAGAAACUCCAGCAAGAGUUUGAUGACAAGCUGGAAACGGAGCAGCAGAGCAAACGACAGCUUGAGAGAAGGCUGGCCGAUUUGAAGACAGACAAUGAGGAUGUGCAGCACUCUGCGCAGCAGCUGAAGAAGAAGUGCCAGAAGAUGACGGCUGAGAUGCAGGAUACCCGACGUCAUUUGGAGGGCCUCCAGAGCCGUAAUCACGAUUUGGAAAAGAAGCAGAGGAAAUUCGAUCUUGAGCAGAACCAGGCCCAGGCUGAGGUACAAAGAGAAAAAAGUCUGAGGGAGAAGUUGGCUCGUGAGAAAGACACGAUGGCGGCUGAGAUUUUCAACAUCCACCAGCAGCUUCAGGAAAAGGAUGCCGACUUGUGUGCCGCCAACAUGAAGGUGCAGCAGUUGGAGGCCGAAUUGCAGGAUCUCUCUUCACAGGAGUCCAAGGACGAAGCAUCACUGGCCAAGGUCAGGAAGCAGCUUCGUGACCUUGAGGCCAAGGUGAAAGACCAAGAGGAGGAACUAGAUGAGCAGGCUGGUACCAUCCAGAUGCUAGAGCAGGCUAAGCUGCGGCUUGAGAUGGAGAUGGAAAGGCAGCGACAGAGCCACUCAAAAGAUAUUGAGAGCAAAGAUGAGGAGGUGGACGAGAUCAGGCGGUCCUGCAGUAAGAAGCUGAAACAGAUGGAGGUGCAGCUGGAGGAAGAAUACGACGAUAAGCAAAAAGUGUUGCGCGAGAGACGUGAGCUGGAGUCCAAACUGCUGAGCGCGCAGGAACAGGUAAGCCACAGGGAUGUGGAGAGUGAGAAGAAGCUGAGGAAAGACCUGAAGAGAACCAAAGUCCUGCUGGCUGAUGCCCAGAUUAUGUUGGACCACCUGAAGAGUAAUGCCCCAAGCAAACGGGAGAUCGCCCAGUUCAAAAAUCAACUGGAGGAGUCCGAAUUCACCUGUGCGGCUGCGGUCAAGGCCCGAAAGAGCAUGGAGUUAGAGAUUGAGGACUUGCAUAUCCAAAUGGAGGACGUGGUGAAAGCCAAACUGUCGUUGGAGGAGCAAGUGAGCCGCCUUCAGAGAGAAAAGAAUGAUCUGCAGUCUCGCACGGAGGAAGACCAGGAGGACAUGAAUGAACUGAUGAAGAAACACAAAGCUGCAGUCGCCCAGUCUGCCAGAGAUUUAGGUCGGAUCAGUGACCUGGAGGCGCAGCUUGAGGAGGCCGCAAAGGAGAAGCAGGAGAUUCAAGAAAAGCUCCAUUCGCUGCAGAGUCAGCUGGAGUUUCAGGAACAAUCCAUGGUUGAAAAGUCUCUUGUGAGCCGUCAAGAAGCCAAGAUCCGUGAGCUGGAAACCAAAUUGGAGUAUGAGAGGACGCAGAUCAAACGUUUGGAGAGCCUGGUUUCUCGUCUAAAGGAGAAUCUUGAGAAGAUGUCAGAGGAAAGGAACCAACACAUUGCUGCAGAGAACAGAGAGAAGGAGCAGAAUAAGAGAAUGCAGAGACAAAUAAGGGACAUGAAAGAAGAAAUGGCUGGCGUAUCCAAAAAAGAGGCUGAGGCGAGUCGAAAGAAACACGAGCUGGAAAUGGACAUUGAGAGCUUAGAAGCAGCAAAUCAGAGCUUACAAGUGGAUCUCAAACUGGCCUUUAAGAGGAUAGGUGACCUGCAAGCUGCUAUCGAAGACGAAAUGGAGAGUGAUGACAACGACGACUUAAUCAACAGUUUGCAAGACAUGGUGACAAAGUAUCAGAAAAGAAAGAACAAAACUGGGCAAGAGACAGACACAGAUUCUGAGGUGGAGGAUCGUGUGGAUGGGGUUAAGUCUUGGCUCUCCAAGAACAAAGCCUCCUCCAAGCCCCAGUCGGACGAGGGAAGUCUGAAGUGUGCCAGAUAUGCAGCAAAUGUGGAUGCCAAAGAUGUGAAAGAGGGUAAGGAGAAGACAAGUGAUGGAAGUCAGGAUGGCAAAGACAUAGAGCAGAACAGGUCCGUGUCUGUCAUGAGCUCCCUGAGCUAUCGGAAGCGUUCCAACCUUAAAGACUCCAUCGGAGGGACAGGCGAUGAGAACUCCCUCUUUAGCGCUCUCAAAGAACAGCCUGACGCCCCUGACCACACCUCCAUUCGCAAAGCCAAGUCCAAGUCUGGAGAUCUCCAGGAGAACUGGAAGAGGAACCAAGCUCAGGAAGAUUUGGAUGACAAAGCCUCCGUUAUUUCCUCGGCCUAUUCCGAAGCCACUAGCAGGGCGAGGAAGGGUUUGGAGUCACGCUGGACUUCGCGAAGCAGCCCUGAAUUUGAUAAAGAUUCCACUAUCUCCUCUAUAGCUCCCAGCAGGAUAUCCACCAGGAGGACGAUGUUAGAUGACGACGACGACAUCAAGUCCACCAUCAGCAGCGUGAGACGCUCCAGCCCUCGAUCGCUACAUCGUAGCAGCUCCUGGAAAGAUGACAAGCGAAGUAGUUCUCGCCUGUCCCUCGCUCGUAGUUGCGGCCUCAGCGAGUUUGGCGUGCAUGUCCAUGAUGAUGACAAUGACGAUGGCCAAAGUGUUGCUUUUGCUGAAAGAAGGCCUUCCCCAUACAGUCCUCGCUCCACCACACGUAGUUUCUCGACCCCAGCCCGAGCUCACUAUUCAGAUGGAAACCCACCAGAUACGUCUGACAUCAAGCCAGUCACGCACCGAAAUUACUUGGACCCCGAUUUGGAGGCCGCUAUCAACGAGGUUCUCAGCUUCAAACCUAUUAAGUUCAAGCGAAGCAAGCUUGAGUCCAGUGAUGAGGAAGCAGAAGAGAAGAACGGACUAGCAAGCAAGGAGGGAAGGAAGAUGGAAGCCGAUGAAGUGCUUGGGUGCAGUAAAUCCAGCUUGCUUCGCUCCGCAUCCGGUUCUGCUCUGGACUACGGCAAUCGUCCUUCUAGCAUCUUAAGUACCAGCUCCCACAGACGCAAAGAUAAAAAAAGCAAAAUCACUCAAUCCGACGACUCCUCUUCAGACGAUCGUCAAAGCAGGAAGAGCUCAAGGCGAAAGAAGGGCAAAAAGUCCAAGAAGAGAUCCAAGAAAAAGGAAAGCGAGUCAGAAGAUUCCUCUUCAUCUUCAGACUCGUCUGAAUCCUCCUCGUCUGACUCCACGGUCUCAUACCGCAGCUCCAAUAGUGUUAAAAAGAGCCUGAAACAGCUGUCCGAUGAUGAAAAGGGAGAUGCAAGUGGUGGAACGCCCAGCAAGAAGAAUAGCAAGCGGAAACAAAAGAAGAUGGAUAACUUGAUGAUGAAGUAUCUAUACAGGCCAGACAGUGACUGAUGGCAACAAAUGAAGCCCUGCUGUGUCCAGGCGACAUGUGACGCCUGGCAAAUCCGAUGAAGAGGACGAGAUGGACUCAAACAAAGACAGGCAGCUGCCGAGGCCGCGCUACGGCGAGAGCACGUCAUAACAGUAACCCGGGUCACCUUGUGCUCUCAAACACACAGUAGGGAUGCAAUCCAACAGUGAAAAGCAAUUUUGGUUCCUUUAAUUUUGGAACUCUGUCAUAUUUGUUGUUCGUCGUGAAAGCGAGUUUGCUUCCGAGGCUUAUGUCUGCUCACCUUUUAUGUGAUGCUUGAGAAAGUUAAGUGAAGCUGAGAUAUUUGGGGGGAAAAGGGUUUCCGCCAUUUCUGUUUUUUAAAGGGCUGCUCUUCAGGCAAAUUUAAGCAUUCCUCUGCACUUGCCGUCUAUUCAGCCCUGCCAAGAGGAUUUAGAUAAGCCUGCUCUGGAUGGACUUCUCCAAGAAAGUCUGACCAACUUUUAAGACUCCUCUUAUCUUUCCAUAUUAACGGGUGGCUCGCUCAAUAGGAAGUAUUCAGGCCUCUUGAAAUUAAUUACCAUAAAUUACAAUUUACAUCGAAAUGUCAGAGCAGUUAAAUUUAUUAGAUAAUUGGAGACAAAUGAUCAACAGUUGAUGAUGUGAUUUCGAAUUUAAAAACUAACCAAGCAGUUGUUGUACUCCAAUUAUCUUUGUAUUUAUUCAGCAGUAAAAUGUUCUUUAUAAGUGGAGUCACUCUUAUAUCAAGACAUAAUUAGCUUUAUAAGGUAAAUUAUAUGUCAUUGGUUUGUAUUCUACAUAGAUUUCUAGAAUGUUAAAACAUGCAAUUGUCAGAUAGAAACUACAGUAAAUUGUGGUCCACAUUUGGACAUUAUUAAUUUGCUACUUGUUAUGAAGUUGAAGAGAUUCAUUAUAAAGACAAGCUUGUACCUGUUGAAAUAAGUUUAGAAUCUUACCAAGCUCACAUUUGUUGACACCAGUGUUAAUGUGCACAGUAUUUUUUUGAUCUACGAAACUCAAGUUUGACGAUUUUUGUUUUUAGUUUAUUUAAUUUGAGCCCUUUAAAUGGGAGAAUAUGGUUACUCAGUUUGUAGGAAUAUAUAUUUGUUUGGUUUAUUUAUUUUGACCAUUGUGGAGCCCUCAAAAUGAGAUAAUAUGGUUGUUUAGUUUGUAGGAAUAAAACAAUAGUCAACUCUACAAUUUAUUACGCCAGAAUUUGGAUCCAUUUAAUGAAAAGGCAGAAUUGUAAUGUAGGACUAGUACAUAUGGAUGCAAUUGUUUAGAGAGUGGAUGUUUUUAUUUUGGGCCUUCUGAUUGUGAGGAAGUACAUGCAAACUACAGUUUGUUCUAAAAAAAAUAAGAAAAAAAAAUACCAUGAGUUGCAUAGCUUCCCAGAAAAACCUAAUCUGCAUUUCAUGUCUUAUUUCUUUCUUCUUCGCACUGCACAUAAAUAUUAAUACAGAAACAAAUAUGUGUAAGUGAGAACAUUUAGGGCUGUUAUUACAUAUACUACUUGAGCAGUCUGGUCCGGUUUCAUUUUUGGAAUGUAUCGUUAUUUUUCAAAUGACCUUUUUCUAGGAAAUAAAUGAACUGUUACAAAAUCAA
Molecule: messenger RNA, 9178 nt
Organism: Syngnathus typhle (broad-nosed pipefish)
Lineage: Eukaryota; Metazoa; Chordata; Actinopteri; Syngnathiformes; Syngnathidae
Product: unconventional myosin-XVIIIa-like
Exons: 49
Coding region: 160-7575 (2471 amino acids)
Cellular component (GO): myosin complex
Molecular function (GO): protein binding; ATP binding; cytoskeletal motor activity
Source: RefSeq, a predicted model, not a curated record